AUAAAUCAUAAACAUGACGGGGAGUCUCUCCCAUUCAUCAUUGGGGCAGAGACAGCUCAAGACAAUAACCUGCAGCUGAUGCCACACUGUGAGCCGAGCUGUAACCCUUCGCUGCCCAGUUGCACCGUGCCUCUAUAUAAGGAAGCGGAGAGGUGAGUCUGUCCCUUUUACAAUGAUUUCAGGUUUAAAGGUUAAAUCCUUAUCACUCCCAGGCAGGAUUGUGAAAGCCGGGACCUGACUGUCGGAGAGUCAGUCUACCUGGGCUGCGGGGCGCUCUCAUCAUGGGGAAACUGCCGCUUUAAGGUGUAUCAUGGUUUGUGGGGGUCCCACAGAGAUGGGUUACCCCAGGUUCCUGCGGAUCGUCCUCCCAUUGGCUCUCCUCUUUCUGUUCCUGUACCUGAGUGUCACCAAACUACAUGUCCACCUCCACGAGUGCCUCCAAGAUGGGAAGCCGUGCAGGCAGAUUCCGAACGAUGUGAUCGAGGACAUUAGGGUAAAACCUUCCGCUUCCUUAAAGCUGGAUCCAUCGGAUGUGCAGCUGUUGGAGAACGUUAUGAAGAACUGCAAGCAGCACGAGUUCCAGAUCGGGAGGAUGGUCGAGGCCUUCCGCUACUGCAUGACAGAGAAGAAGGACAUCUUGCUGGAGGAAUAUCUCAUAGCAUGGAGGCAGCUGAUCAAGUUCAUGGAUGCCUUAGGCACUGUCUUCACCUUCAUCUCCAGCGAAACCAUGACCAAGGUCAACAUUCUUCAAGGAUAUCUAAACGGAGAACAUGGGAAGGACUACAGAACUGUUACCUCCAUGGUAAAGUAUGAGCUGGAGAAUGAAGUGGUCAACUUCAAAGAACUCCCGCCGAACCGUGUACCAUCUGGGUGCCGAACGCUCUUGCGACUGCACCGGGCCCUGAAGUUUUUGGAGGUCUUCCUUUACAAUCUAGGUAUGAGCGUUGGAAAGGAUAAAACCUCACAGAUGUGUGCCGACGCAUAUCACAAGACCCUAUCGCACCAUCACAGCUGGUUCAUUCGGCAGGUUGCUGAGGUGGCCUUCCUUGCACUUCCACCCAUAGAGGACAUGUAUAAGGUGGUAUGUGUGAGCAAUCACAAGGAUGCCAAGAUUGUCCUUCUCACCACAGUAGAUGCCAUAGUCAAAGUCUACAACAUUACCCAAGAGGUGUAUACAAAACAUGGUAUGCUGGACCUACCAUGAAGAUGGACUGGAUAUAGUAAACUUCUUUAUGAUUGAGUGAAGGACGAAUGCAACUGGCAUUGUGUCCUAGAAGUUCCUAGGAAUGAUCUAUCAACGGAAGUCUUUUCUGUAGUUGUUAAUAGAAAGGUCACUCUACCACUGAUGGAACGUCCUAUAGAUAAUAAUAAAAUUUAUUUGUUUAGUAA
Molecule: messenger RNA, 1389 nt
Organism: Xenopus tropicalis (tropical clawed frog)
Lineage: Eukaryota; Metazoa; Chordata; Amphibia; Anura; Pipidae
Gene: gltpd2
Product: glycolipid transfer protein domain containing 2
Exons: 4
Coding region: 311-1204 (297 amino acids)
Biological process (GO): intermembrane lipid transfer; negative regulation of interleukin-1 beta production; ceramide 1-phosphate transport
Cellular component (GO): nuclear outer membrane; plasma membrane; cytoplasm
Molecular function (GO): lipid transfer activity
Source: RefSeq, a predicted model, not a curated record